CACGAAUCCACACAAACUGAUCAUAAACCCCAAUCAGCUUUCUAUAAAUCAUAUCCAUUUCUUCGAAAUCCAUUUUUCACUAGCCAUCGUGUACCUUCAAUAAGCCAAUAUCCAUGGCUAUUCGAAUUAUGCUGACAUUUCUAUUCGUGUCUUUCCUUCUCUCCCCGACCAUUUUGGGGUACAAUCACGAUGAGGUAAAGUCUUGGUGUAGCAAAACACCUAAUCCACAACCAUGUGAGUAUUUUUUAAGCCAUAACCCAAAAAAUACCCCCAUUCAACAUGAGUCCGAUUUUCUCAAAAUUUCUAUUGAACUAGCCUUGGACCGUGCCAUGCAUGGUAAAGUCAAUACGUACUCCCUAGGCUCAAAAUGUAGAAAUGGGCUUGAAAAAGCUGCAUGGGAAGAUUGCCUUGAGCUCUAUCAAGAGAUCGUUCUUUGGCUCAACAAAACUACUGGCAGCAAGUGCACAAAAUAUGAUGCACAAACAUGGCUCAGCACGGCUCUAACCAACCUAGAAACGUGCAGAACCGGGUUCGCUGAAUUCGGGAUGACUGACUAUAUUUUGCCUUUGAUGAGUAAUAAUGUGUCCAAGUUAAUCAGCAAUACUUUGGCUAUUAACAAGGCACCAUAUAGCGAACCUAGUUUCAAUGGUGGGUUCCCUUCAUGGGUCAGACCUGGCGACCGGAAACUCUUGCAAUCAUCUUCACCAGCUUCUCAGGCAAACAUUGUGGUGGCACAAGAUGGGUCAGGGAACGUCAAGACCAUUAAGGAGGCCAUAGAUGCGGCAUCGAAAAGAUCAGGGUCAGGGAGGUAUGUGAUAUAUGUGAAGGCAGGGACAUACAACGAAAACGUUGAGGUAGGACAAAAGGUGAAGAAUGUUAUGGUGGUAGGUGAUGGUAUAGGGAAGACAAUUGUCACCGGUAGCAAAAGCGUCGGAGGAGGCACUACAACUUUCAAGUCAGCCACUUUUGCCGUGGUUGGAGAUAAUUUUAUUGCUCGAGACAUGACAUUUAGAAACACAGCCGGCGCUAAAAAUCAUCAGGCAGUUGCCUUACGUUCCGGCUCCGAUUUAUCGGUGUUCUACAAGUGCAGCUUCGAAGGAUACCAAGACACCCUCUAUGUCCAUUCUCAGAGACAGUUCUAUAGAGAAUGUGACAUUUAUGGCACUGUUGACUUCAUAUUCGGCAACGCUGCAGUUGUUUUUCAAAAUUGUAACAUCUAUGCACGAAACCCUCCUAACAAGACCAAUACCAUUACCGCCCAGGGGAGGACAGACCCUAACCAAAACACCGGAAUUUCAAUUCACAAUUGUAAGGUAACUGCUGCUUCCGACUUAAAGUCAGUCCAAAGCUCCGUUAAAACAUACCUCGGCAGGCCAUGGCAAAAAUACUCAAGGACUGUUUUCAUGAAAACAGACCUUGAUAGCUUGAUUAACUCAGCUGGUUGGAUGCCAUGGAGUGGUAAUUUUGCUCUUGAUACUUUAUAUUAUGGAGAAUACAUGAAUACUGGCCCUGGAUCAUCUACUGCCAAUAGAGUUAGCUGGAAAGGCUACCACGUUAUCACUAGUGCAUCCGUGGCAUCACAAUUCACUGUGGCCAGCUUCAUUUCGGGAAAUAAUUGGUUGCCGGCCACCAACGUGCCAUUCACCGCCGGCCUUUAAUUAUUCGUUAUGUAGAUGAUUGAUUAAGGGGCUGUUAUUUACAUAUAAUGUUCUUUGUGGGGUAUACUAAAUUUAGUUUCUUUUGGGAAAAAAAAAUUAUAUUAUUAAAUCUUCAUUUGCAGAAAAAGGGAAGAACAAGGUGUUUAUCAUGUAUAUUCCAGCAAGUAUAUAUAGUUUUCUUUCUUUGUAAUUUUCAGUAUAAGAAAUAAAUGUGAUUUUUCAUUCAUGUCAAUGUAAUCACAAUUUGUAACAGCAAUUGUAUUAAUGAUUUCCUUGGAAAAAUUAAAGAUAUUUUAUUAUUUUGAUGAA
Populus nigra (black poplar) is the source of this 1967-nucleotide messenger RNA. RefSeq names its product pectinesterase 2-like. Gene Ontology annotation, molecular function: pectinesterase activity; pectinesterase inhibitor activity. Lineage: Eukaryota; Viridiplantae; Streptophyta; Magnoliopsida; Malpighiales; Salicaceae. Gene Ontology annotation, biological process: cell wall modification. Bases 114 to 1658 code for a protein of 514 amino acids. The transcript is spliced from 2 exons. The record is from RefSeq and is a predicted model, not a curated record.